Messenger RNA from Scleropages formosus (Asian bonytongue), 1763 nucleotides. It is a transcript of the gene dmc1, whose product is annotated as DNA meiotic recombinase 1. Gene Ontology annotation, biological process: mitotic recombination; DNA repair; DNA strand invasion. Bases 435 to 1481 code for a protein of 348 amino acids. The transcript has 13 exons. The record is from RefSeq and is a predicted model, not a curated record. NCBI's taxonomy places the organism in Eukaryota, Metazoa, Chordata, Actinopteri, Osteoglossiformes, Osteoglossidae. Gene Ontology annotation, cellular component: condensed nuclear chromosome; nucleus. Gene Ontology annotation, molecular function: single-stranded DNA binding; ATP-dependent DNA damage sensor activity; ATP hydrolysis activity.
GUUGACCAAGUGACACCUCGCUAGCAGAAAGAAAGAAAGAAAAAGAAAGAAAGAAAGAAAAAGAAAAAUGCUGUCGCGAGCGACUGGGUUUAGCUGCUGGGCACUGACACAUAAGCCGCCUCGUUGAGAAGCUCAGCGACGCGCGCCUUCAGGCAUCGCCAACGGUGCGCGCGGCGGCAGAAGACAGUCUCCGUUCCCGCCAAAGGACGACUGAGGUAACUUCGGGUUUUCAGCUCCGUACAGUCAUCUGUACCUCAGAGUAAACGUUUCACCGAGAACGAAAAGUCUCAUAAAUACGCAACUAGUUCAACAAGAUUUUAUUCAGCUCGGAAAAGCGAACAAACACUGGACACGCGCUUCUGAAAAGUUGCACGAGCACCGGCUGACUGAGCCUGUUGGCGAAAAGCCGCGCGACGGACAUUCAACUGGCUGUAAUGGCAGUGACGCACAGUAUGAAGUCGUCGCAGGACCAGGUGGUGGAGGACGAAGUCGGCUACCAGGUGGACGAUGAGUCAUUCUUUCAAGACAUUGACCUUCUACAGAAGCAUGGAAUUAAUGUGGCAGACAUCAAGAAGCUGAAGGCCAUUGGUAUCUGCACAGUGAAAGGGAUCCAGAUGACCACUCGCCGUGCCCUGUGUAAUGUCAAGGGCCUGUCUGAAGCCAAGGUGGACAAAAUUAAAGAAGCUGCUGGGAAAUUGCUGAGCACAGGGUUCCUGACAGCCUUUGAAUAUAGCGAGAAGAGAAAACAUGUUUUCCGCAUCACUACGGGCAGCCAGGAGUUUGACAAACUUAUUGGUGGUGGUAUAGAGAGCAUGGCUAUAAGUGAAGCUUUUGGAGAAUUUCGGACAGGGAAGACACAGCUUUCUCAUACACUGUGCGUGACAACCCAGCUCCCUGGGGCUGAUGGGUACACAGGAGGGAAGGUCAUCUUCAUUGACACAGAGAACACCUUCCGACCUGACAGGCUGAGGGACAUUGCAGACAGGUUUGAUGUAGACCAGGAUGCAGUGUUGGAGAAUGUGCUGUACGCUCGUGCUUAUACCAGUGAACACCAGAUGGAGCUACUGGACUUUGUGGCAGCAAAAUUCCAUGAGGAAUGUGGUGUCUUCAAAUUGCUGAUCAUAGACUCUGUCAUGGCCCUUUUCCGUGUGGACUUCUCUGGCCGGGGAGAACUGGCGGAAAGACAGCAAAAGCUGGCCCAAAUGCUCUCUCGGUUGCAGAAGAUAUCUGAAGAGUACAAUGUGGCUGUGUUUGUGACAAAUCAGAUGACUGCUGACCCUGGAGCAGGCUUGACGUUCCAGGCAGAUCCAAAAAAACCCAUUGGAGGACACAUUUUGGCUCAUGCCUCAACCACUCGCAUCAGCCUGAGGAAAGGGCGGGGAGAAGUGCGAAUCGCCAAGAUAUUUGACAGCCCUGACAUGCCAGAGAAUGAGGCCACCUUCGCCAUCACUGCAGGUGGAAUAGCUGAUGCCAAGGAAUGAAUAUGGACAGGGAGGAACAGGAAGGAAGGUGGCCAAGAUUCCUUUCCUACAUUUUUACUUGUUCUUCACCUGAGAACCACUUCUUAAUCUUACUUACUCUACUUGAUGCUUACUCGUGUAUCAAAUUUUUUUAAUUGGUUAAUUCUGGAGUUUUAACGGUAUUCAGUUAUUCGAGUUUACAUGUUGAUUGCUGUUAAUGCGCACAAAUUUUCUAUAAUGCUGCUCUGUGUCUUUUUUCUGGAACUGCCUCAGUCUUGUCAGAAAGUGUCCCUGGAGUUAUGA